UCGACACAGCUGUUCAAUCGAAUUUCAGUUGUGAGAGCGAACUGAAAGAUACAUUUUGCAAGCAGCGGACGGCAGUCGGUGAAAUUUUUUGGUGCGCUUCGAAGAAAAAACGUAAAGUAAAUAGAUUAAUUUACAUAAAUCGUAGAGCCUAAUCAAAUAAAAACGGGCUUUUGAAAUGUAGCAAUAAGAGUAUCUCCGAAAUGUGCAUAAAUUUGUCCACACGGUUGUGUGAUUUCUGUGUGGUGUGUUUUUGUAUAAAGGCAGCGCAGCAGCAGCGGCAGCUGCAAGAAUAGAUAUACAAAUGUGAAUCGAAUAUGUGUGAAUCUCAGUCAGCAUUGCCAGCUGAGAAAUCAAAUGACUGCAACGACAAUUAAGCAAAUCUAAAGGAACCUUUAUGCAAAAUGCUUGAAAUUGGCAUAGCAUUGAAGCUGCAUCAACAAUUUAAACGCGCGCUCAAUUUCCGUUAUACGUUACGCUACACACAGAUUUGGACUUGGGGCGUCUGAAAAAUCGAUUGAACAACAACGAUGCCGACGAAAACAUUCCGCACUUGCAAAUUUAGCCAAAGAUGGCGAAAUAAAAGAGCCUGCCUAGUAGGCAUUUGUUAGCCACUCAGAAGCAAGUCGCUGAUAAAAUGUCAAAAAUGAGAGGUCGUGUACUGAUACCCCUGCCCAAUACCGGGGCCAUGGGACGCAAACGCAACAAUUUUUAUAUGCGCAGCAUUUUCAUUCUGGCGUUGUGCAUUUUUGGCCUUUUGCAGUACCACAACUUUAACUACUAUUAAUCACUUAUUUUUAUUUAGUGGAUAGCCGCGAUGCAAUGCUGAGCGACUCGGUGACCAAUGACUCGGUGGAUGCCAUAUUGUCCAUGGUACCAGCAACUCUGCACAAAUAUCUGACUCCACAUUCGCGCAAUCACAGCUCGUCGGGAGCAGCGUUGGUUUUAAAUGCCAGCAGCGCUGCUUUGGGCGUAUCGGGAAUGGCAUCGGCGACUACAAUCAGCUUUGAUGCAUAUCGUCCUCCGAAUAUAUCAGAGAUCAAGCGUCAUAUUAUCAGAUACAACGAAAUGCAGCUGGUGUUAAACGAGGACACAUUUGGUCCGCUGCAAAAUGAUUCUGUGAUAAUUGUCAUACAGGUGCAUACGCGCAUCAAUUACCUACGUCAUUUGAUUGUUAGCCUGGCCCAGGCACGUGACAUUUCCAAGUCAUUGUUGAUCUUCUCACAUGACUAUUACGACGAUGACAUCAAUGAUCUGGUGCAACAGAUCGAUUUUUGCAAGGUGCUACAGAUCUUCUAUCCGUAUUCGAUACAGACCCAUCCACAUGAGUAUCCCGGCGUAGAUCCCAAUGACUGUCCUAGGAACAUUAAGAAAGAGCAAGCUCUCAUCAGCAACUGCAACAAUGCAUUGUAUCCGGAUCUCUAUGGCCACUAUCGAGAGGCCAAAUUCACGCAGACCAAACACCACUGGUGGUGGAAAGCGAAUCGGGUCUUUAAUGAGCUGGAAGUAACACGUUUUCACACUGGUCUAGUAUUAUUUCUAGAGGAGGAUCAUUAUGUGGCCGAAGACUUUCUCUAUUUGCUGGCCAUGAUGCAACAGCGCACCAAAGACUUGUGCCCCCAGUGCAACAUACUGUCCCUGGGCACCUAUCUGAAAACCUUCAACUAUUACACUUACCACAAGGUGGAGGCAAUGCCAUGGAUUAGCAGCAAGCACAACAUGGGAUUUGCCUUUAAUCGCACCACCUGGAAGAGCAUAAGGCGGUGUGCUCAACACUUUUGUUCAUAUGAUGACUACAAUUGGGACUGGUCACUGCAGCAUGUGUCACAGCAGUGCUUGCAACGCAAGUUGCACGCUAUGAUAGUCAAGGGACCGCGUGUCUUUCACAUAGGAGAGUGCGGGGUACAUCAUAAGAAUAAGAACUGCGAAUCCAAUCAAGUCAUUUCCAAGGUGCAACAUGUGUUGCGCAUAGCACGCAAUUCGCAUCAACUUUUUCCGCGCUCUCUCAUGAUGACGGUGCCGAGUUUGUUAAAGAAAUCGAAGCUACGUAAGGGUAAUGGCGGUUGGGGUGAUCUGCGGGAUCAUGAGCUCUGCAUGAAUAUGACGCUGCCAACGAGAUAGAGGAGAGCACCAAAAAGUAACCACAGCAACAGCCAAAUAAAGGCUUACUUAGUUUAGUUCUUAAACUAAAGUCUACCUUUAAAUAUUAGCUUAGUAGAGCAUCAUUUUAAGUAAUAACUCUUUGAAUUAUGUAAAGGCAAACCAAGAAUGUACUUCUUAUAAGCAAACUAUUUAACUGAAUAACUAUUAACGGAUUAACUACUCAAAAUCGCAAUCAACGCAAAUUUGUAAUCUCAGAAAUAGUAAAUAUAUAUUAUAUUAUAUAGUAGUUUUAUAACGGAAACUUUUUAAAAUGCUGCACAAUUGUUUUUUAAACCCAAUUACCCAAAACCUCUAGUCAGAUUUGUGUAGGUAGCCUUUGCCAAGUUAGAAAGCAAGUAAAAUUUCACAUUGUGCCGUUUACUAUUUAUCAUUUAAUGUUUAGGUUCCGUCCAAAAUUAAAGGCCGAACAAUUAAUCGUAAAACUUUCAAGUUAAUUUCUUACAACUUGCAGGAGAUCUGUACACAUACAUAAAUGUAUACCCUAUAAUAGUCAUAUAUUCAUAGAAAUAUACUUACAACAUAGCUAAAUGUUCAAUAAUAAACCCCAAAUUGUGCCGAAAGUUAGAUCCAAAUCAUUAACUAGUCAUAUAAACCAUCUUAAACCAAUACAAUAUAAAGAAUAUACAUAGAGGGCUAAAAUAGUAACUGAAUUGUACCAAGGAAAUAUGGAAAUCUCUUCAACAAUUAAUUCUAGAUAUUAAUAAGCCUGUGUAAAUAGUGUCAUUUUGUUGUAUAGAAGAUUAAAUAAUUUUAAAUAAGUUCUCUUAAUCUAAGUAUUUUAUUUAUGUACGUAAUUUGUUACUUUUAAAUUGUUAGUUCAAGGCGCUUUUAUCUAUAGGGUUUUCAAUUAACUGAACGAAAAUCAAUAUAAUAAACGCUAAUUAAAUGCGAUCACAUUUUUGACAGCGCAGCUAUUCCAUUGAAAAA
Drosophila innubila is the source of this 3087-nucleotide messenger RNA. RefSeq names its product alpha-1,6-mannosyl-glycoprotein 2-beta-N-acetylglucosaminyltransferase (gene Mgat2). The coding region runs from base 820 to 2118 and encodes 432 amino acids. The transcript has 10 exons. The record is from RefSeq and is a predicted model, not a curated record. Gene Ontology annotation, biological process: protein N-linked glycosylation; oligosaccharide biosynthetic process. Gene Ontology annotation, molecular function: alpha-1,6-mannosylglycoprotein 2-beta-N-acetylglucosaminyltransferase activity. Lineage: Eukaryota; Metazoa; Arthropoda; Insecta; Diptera; Drosophilidae. Gene Ontology annotation, cellular component: Golgi membrane; Golgi stack.